AUGGACGCUGAAAUGGAACUGGACCCCAGCGAACUCCGCGGCACAAAACGGCCAGCUGAAGAGGAUGUCGCCCCCCAGAAGCCCAAAAGGAUUAGGGCACUUGACCCGGAUGUUGUGAAUAAGAUUGCCGCAGGGGAGAUCAUUGUCGCUCCCAUGCAUGCUCUGAAAGAACUGAUUGAGAAUGCUGUGGACGCUGGUUCCACAUCCCUCGAGAUCUUGGUCAAGGAUGGAGGACUUAAGUUGCUCCAGAUUACCGACAAUGGCCAUGGCAUAGAUCGAGAUGACCUCCCUAUCCUUUGUGAGAGGUUUACUACGUCCAAGCUGAAGCAUUUUGAAGACCUUUCAUCUAUUGGAACGUAUGGUUUUCGAGGCGAAGCGUUGGCUAGCAUUAGCCACAUCGCCCAUCUUACUGUGACCACUAAGACGGCGGGCUCCAGCUGUGCAUGGCGAGCCCACUACAGUGACGGCAAGCUUGUGCCUGCUAAACCGGGGCAGAGUGCCGCGCCCAAAGCCACAGCUGGACGCGGUGGGACGCAGAUAACAGUGGAAGAUCUAUUCUAUAAUGUCCCAACUAGACGGCGUGCUUUCCGUUCGGCCAGCGAAGAGUACGCGAAGAUCCUGGAUGUCGUCGGACGGUAUGCAGUCCAUUGCUCCGGAGUGGCUUUCUCCUGUCGAAAACACGGCGACUCAGGCGUCAGCAUCUCAACCCCGGCUGCAGCCAACACCACCGAUCGAAUUCGCCAAAUUCACGGCAGUGCCGUCGCAAACGAGCUCGUGGAAUUUAAGAUCGAAGACGAGAAACUAGGCUUUCGCUCAUCCGGUCUCGUCACAAACGCCAACUACCACGUGAAGAAAACCGUGAUUCUGCUCUUUAUCAACCAUCGCUCUGUCGAAUCAACGGCUGUUAAGCGCGCCAUUGAGCAGACAUACGCCAGCUUCUUGCCGAAAGGCGGCCAUCCGUUUGUCUACAUCGACCUGGAAAUUGAACCGCAGCGAGUCGAUGUGAACGUGCACCCGACGAAGCGCGAAGUGAACUUUCUCAACGAAGACGAAAUCAUCGAAUGCAUCUGCAACGAAAUCAGGUCAAAGCUCGCUCAGGUGGACUCGAGCCGAACGUUCUUGACCCAGACCCUCCUCCCGGGAGUGACAACAAUGGAAUUGCCCUCCCGCGACAACACCGCCGACGCAGGAAGCACUACCCCUAAGACGCCCGCAGCAGCAAAGAAGCCAUACGAGCAUAACCUCGUGCGCACGGACUCCAGAGUCCGCAAGAUCACAUCGAUGUUGACCCCAACUGCACCCCACGAAGCGGUAGAGGAAGCCGGCUCGUCCGUUCUCGACGAGGGUCUACAAUACGAGACUACAGACAGAGAGCCGCUGAAGAUCGCACUUACGUCCGUCAAAAACCUCCGCGCAAGCGUUCGCAACGUAAUGCACAACGCCCUGACGGAGACCAUCGCAUCCCACACUUACGUCGGCCUCGUGGACGAACGACGGCGGAUCGCAGCCAUCCAGUCCGGCGUGAAGCUCUACCUGGUCGAUUACGGACUCUUCUGCAGCGAGUUCUUCUACCAAGUCGGGCUCACAGACUUUGGAAAUUUUGGCGUUAUCAGACUCGACCCAGCACCAAAGCUCAUAGACCUCCUACAAAUCGCGGCCGACGCCGAACGAGAGAGUCGUGAGGCCCGACGUGUCUCUCAACCCGACUCACAACAGACGGCCGAAGAAACCGAGAUCUUCGCCAACGCCCCGGCCAUGGUUGCGAGGACCCUCAUCGACAGGCGCGAGAUGUUAGAGGAAUACUUCUCCAUCCGAAUCUCCGCCGAGGGCGAACUCCUCUCCAUCCCACUCCUGCUCAAGGGCUACGUUCCCUGUCUCGGCAAGCUGCCCAAGUUCCUUCUUCGAUUGGGCCCGUAUGUUGAUUGGACGAGCGAGGAGGAAUGCUUCCGCACGUUCCUUCGCGAACUAGCAGCUUUCUAUACACCCGAACAACUUCCACUUCCUCCAACAGACGGUGCAUGCGGCGAGGUGGACUCUGCUACUGAGAACGCUGGCCGUCAGACUGGAGUAGAGGAAGACGAUAUGGUCAAGCAACGUCGACUCCAGUUGGCGCGAAUGUUGGAGCACGUCAUUUUCCCCGCUAUUCGGAGUCGGCUAGUUGCUACAACGCGACUACUCCACGGGGUGGUGGAAGUGGCUGAUCUGAAAGGGUUAUAUCGUGUUUUCGAGCGCUGCUAA
Molecule: messenger RNA, 2238 nt
Organism: Aspergillus terreus NIH2624
Lineage: Eukaryota; Fungi; Ascomycota; Eurotiomycetes; Eurotiales; Aspergillaceae
Product: mismatch repair ATPase MLH1
Exons: 4
Coding region: 1-2238 (745 amino acids)
Biological process (GO): mismatch repair
Cellular component (GO): MutLalpha complex
Molecular function (GO): ATP-dependent DNA damage sensor activity; mismatched DNA binding; ATP binding
Source: RefSeq, a predicted model, not a curated record